Messenger RNA from Propithecus coquereli (Coquerel's sifaka), 2982 nucleotides. It is a transcript of the gene CHFR, whose product is annotated as checkpoint with forkhead and ring finger domains, E3 ubiquitin protein ligase. Bases 85 to 1797 code for a protein of 570 amino acids. The transcript has 16 exons. The record is from RefSeq and is a predicted model, not a curated record. NCBI's taxonomy places the organism in Eukaryota, Metazoa, Chordata, Mammalia, Primates, Indriidae. Gene Ontology annotation, biological process: ubiquitin-dependent protein catabolic process; mitotic cell cycle checkpoint signaling; protein ubiquitination. Gene Ontology annotation, cellular component: nucleus. Gene Ontology annotation, molecular function: protein binding; ubiquitin-protein transferase activity.
GGUUGUGACCUUUCAUUCCCCAGCAAUAAACUGGUCUCUGGAGAUCACUGUAAAAUCGUAGUGGAUGAAAAAUCUGGUCAGGUGAUGCUGGAAGACACCAGCACCAAUGGAACAGUAAUUAACAAGCUGAAAAUUGUUAAGAAGCAGAGUUGCCCUUUACAGACGGGGGACAUCAUCUACUUGGUGUACAGAAAGAACGAGCCGGAACACAAUGUGGCGUACCUCUAUGAAUCUUUACAUGAGAAGCAAAGCAUGACACAAGAAUCCCUUGAAGCUAAUAAAGAGAACGUGUUCCACAUGACCAAAGAUACCUCAGGUGCAGGGCAUGGUGACGAUCCCCAGGUCCCACCGUCGUCGCCCGUCACUCAGGUGUGCUUUGAGGAGCCACAGCCAUCGACAUCGACAUCAGACCUCCUCCCCACGGCCUCUACCUCUGCCACGGAGCCUCCUGCAGGACAAGAGCGUUGCUCCAGCUCCGGGUCCGGGGGUGCAGCCAUCUCCCCAAAAGCAUUCGUGGCCAGUGAUGAAAUCGCUGGCUUUGCAUCGGCUCCCCCAGACAUAGGAGCACCCUCCUCUUCUCUGGAACCCCAGGAUCAGGAGGAUUCGGAGCCCACUAAAAAGAAAAUGAAAGGAGAUGGUGAGCUUGACCUGAACCUGCAGCUGUUGGCCACAGACCAGGGUAGAAAGGCCCGGACUGUUCAUGAGGAUGCCAGGGCUGCAGCCGUGAAGCCAGACAAGAUGGAGGAGACACUCACGUGCAUCAUCUGCCAGGACCUGCUGCAUGACUGCGUGAGCCUGCAGCCCUGCAUGCACACAUUCUGCGCGGCUUGCUACUCUGGCUGGAUGGAGCGCUCCUCCCUCUGCCCCACCUGCCGCUGUCCGGUGGAGCGCAUCUGUAAAAACCACAUCCUCAACAACCUCGUGGAAGCGUACCUCAUCCAGCACCCAGACAAGAGUCGCAGUGAAGAAGAUGUGCAGAGCAUGGACGCCAGGAAUAAGAUCACUCAAGACAUGCUGCAGCCCAAAGUCAGGAGGUCUUUCUCUGACGAAGAGGGGAGUUCAGAGGACCUGUUGGAGCUGUCCGAUGUUGACAGUGAGUCCUCGGACAUUAGCCAGCCGUACAUCGUGUGCCGUCAGUGUCCGCAGUACAGGCGGCAGGCGGCACGGCCCGUUCCCUGCCCGGCACCCGACGGCGAGCCGGCUGCCCCGCAGGCCCUUGGAGAUGCACCGUCCACAUCCACCAGCCUCGCCACAGGCCAGGAGUACGUGUGCCCACUGCAGGGGAGCCACGCCAUGUGCACCUGCUGCUUCCAGCCCAUGCCCGACCGGAGAGCUGAGCGUGAGCAGGACCCACGCGUCGCCCCCCAGCAGUGUGCAGUUUGCCUGCAGCCUUUCUGCCAUCUGUACUGGGGCUGCACCAGGACCGGCUGCUUUGGCUGCCUGGCCCCAUUCUGCGAACUCAACCUGGGGGACAAGUGUCUGGAUGGGGUGUUGAACAACAACAACUAUGAGUCAGACAUCCUGAAGAACUACCUGGCAACCAGGGGUUUGACCUGGAAAAACAUGUUGACAGAGAGUCUCGUGGCGCUUCAGCGGGGGGCGUUUUUACUGUCUGAUCACAGGGUCACGGGGAACACUGUGCUGUGCUACUGCUGCGGCCUGCGCAGCUUCCGGGAGCUGACCUACCAGUACCGGCAGAACAUUCCUGCCUCCGAGUUGCCAGUGGCUGUGACAUCCCGUCCUGACUGCUACUGGGGCCGUAACUGCCGCACUCAGGAAAUUCAAUCAUAUCUGUGAACAGACAAGGUUCAAGAACUAGGAGUCGGGAAGCCCUCGUCGCUGUGGCGUGUUGGAGGCAGUGGCAGCACGUUGUAGAAAUACCGAACACAGACACGUUAGGGCAUCUCUAGGGUCCCCUGAGAUGCUGGGGUCUCUGGUCAGGGCCCCUGGUGUGACUUUCUCUGUGGUGGAGUUCUGCCCUCCAAAUGAGACCUCCCACGGUGCCUGGGGGAUCUUGGGAGCCUCAGCCUGUCCUGGCAAGCGCUAGGAGGGACUCACGAUGGCUGGAACAGCAGAGACUGAAGCGCUUCCCAUGGACAGAGUCGUCCCUUCCCACUGAGAUGGGGACAGCGCAGCUUUGCUCUUUCUGUGCCCUUUCCAUAACUAGAGUUAAAACAAAUCUCUUUUCAGGAAAAGUUUCAAGGGAGAAAGGGGAAAGUUUAUCAAAAACACUCUGUUUAAGGAAAAUGGAACGUAAGUUUACAGCCUACAGGAUGUACAGAAUAUUCUACUGUUGGGAAAACCACAGCGUUUUAUAUAUUUUUUAUUUUAAUAGGUUUGGUGCUUAUCUUCUAAUAAGAUUUAAAUAUCACAAACUGUAGCACAAAUAAUAUAAUUUAUAAUUUACAAAUCGACUAAAAUUGGGUAUAGUAUGGUAUUUGAAAGAAUAAGCAUAUGUUUCUGUUUAUUAAAAAAAAUGAAAUCUGUCCAUGUCCCAAACUGCUCACCCUAGAAGUGGAUGUCACGUUAUGGGCUCCUUGCUAAGGAGCGUGAGUCACCACCAUCGCCAGCACAGGGCUGACCGUGGGUCCUGGGUGAGGCGGCAGGACGCAGGACAAGGCGCAGGACGCACCACCCCCUGAGCUCCCUGAGCCCCCGCGGCAGGCCCUCCCCACAGAGACCCCGCAGCGUGUGAAGGGGGAGCACGCUGGGCCUCUGUUUCUGGGAUCCCUUUCCCGCAUUACGGUUGCCAUGUCAUCUGGAAUAAUACUUGAAAUUUUGGUUUUUGUAAAAAAAAAAAAAAAAAUUUAUCUUUUGUUGAAAUCACCUGUUAUUUUUGUUUGCAAUCUGGUAACUUUUUUGCUUCUUCUCAGGAAUACGAUUUUCAACUGUUGUCUUGCUCUUGAUACACACUGAGAAGCGGCACUCUGAUUUGUGGAAGAAAGUCCUCUCUUUUGCAAUCUAAUAAACAGGCCACGUUUG